Cotesia glomerata is the source of this 1178-nucleotide messenger RNA. RefSeq lists its product as uncharacterized. The coding region runs from base 99 to 1127 and encodes 342 amino acids. The record is from RefSeq and is a predicted model, not a curated record. Lineage: Eukaryota; Metazoa; Arthropoda; Insecta; Hymenoptera; Braconidae. The transcript has 2 exons.
CUGCGUAUUACAGCGUUUUAGUAAGAUAGCGUGGUGUGUUAUUAUUUAACUGUUUGUGAGUAUUUUUAUAUCUUGUACUAAAUAAUAAAUUUUAUAAAAUGCCGAAAACUAAUGCCGAAAUGUGUCGUCAAUAUCGACGCAAAAAAAAUGAAAUUAAAAUGAAAAAAAAUUCAGCAAAAAGUUCAACAGAACGUAGUCGCGAGUUUCGUGCACGUAAAAAACAAUUAUUGAACAAUCAAAAUAGAUGUUCAGAUAUAAGUGUCAAUGUGACUGAUGUAAUAAAUGACCGAAGAGCGUCAGUAUCUACAAUUGAUCUACAACAUGAAUUUCGAAGGCUGAACUUGAAUCGACUUGAGACAAUUACAAAUGUUUUAUAUGAUUUCUUAAAUAAAAGAAAAGGGAUGUCACUGUUUACCUUUAACUGUCAAAGCUUACGAGCUCAUGUACAAGAUCUGCAACAUGACAAUAUAGUGUCAUCGUCAAACUUUUUAAUUCUUUCGGAGACAUGGAUGAAUAAUGAAGAUAUUGUAGACAUUCCAAAUUUUAAUAUUGUUGUUAAUUACAAAAGACCACGUACGAGGGCAGGCGGAGUAGCAAUUUAUCACAACGUAAAUGAUGGAGCCCGUGUUGUUACGCCACAAAUGGAUCUCAAUGCACAACAGCUAGAAUCAUUGUCUGUUCAGCUUUCGAAAGUUGGAGAAAUAUGUGCCUGUGAGAGCAGAAAUGACCAAGGAGAUUUAAUUUUGAUCGUAGCAAUUUACAUCUUUCCCAACCAAUCAAUAAAAUCAGUUAUUGAAUUUAUACAUGAAAAUUUGAUCAAAUAUACCCCAAAGGUAUCGCGAAUUCUCAAAAAGAAUUAUGAUAAAAUUCCGAUGAUUUUAAGUGGGGAUUUUAACAUAAAUUUUGCAUCAGAUACAGCGCUUCCUUUGAUUGAGUUUCUCGAUACAACAUUUUAUUUAAAAAUGUGUAACAAUCGCACUCAAUCAACUACAAGAUCAAAAACGGUAAUAGAUGCAGUGUUCCAAAGAUAUAUCAACCAAAUUGAAACUAAAAUAUUUGUAUCGUAUUUUAGUUAUCAUAAGCCUCUUGUAUCAUUUGUUGAAACUGAAAAUAUGGAACUUGAGUAAUAGAUUAUGUAACAUAUGUUAAAUAAAAUAUAAAAUAUCUUUUAAAAUUAA